AAUCUGAAAUCAAUAUUGACAAUCUAGGUUUUGAGUCUGACAGAGGCCCUAAGAUGGGCAUCUGGUCAGUUCGCUUUUUUUGCCUAUUCACCAUUUACUUUGCGGCACAAGGGAUUGAGUCCAAGUUUUUGAACUUUAAAGCUGGCUAUGAAUAUGUUUAUCGUUAUGAAGGUCACUCCACUUUCGAAGACCUUGGGAAGUUCAUCAUUAAAGCUAAGGUCAGUUAUACAAACAUUCAAAGCUUGGACGAUGGACAGGAGUUGCUGUUAAAAGUGUACAGCUUGAAUGUCGCCCCAGUGGAGAAUCCAAAUACCAAGGGCAUCGAUAAUGACUUUUCAAAAUGGUUUUCUUUUGUGAUAUCUACACGAGGAGUGGUGGAUCAUGUAUAUCACCCAAAGGGAGAAGAAGACGAAGUGGUGGCCACCAAGAAAGGUCUAGCUUCCUUAUUUGCCGCCAAACUUCAUGAAUUUGGUGAGAUUCCUGGAAAUAGAAGCAGUGGUGCUUUUACUUACCAUAUUUUUGAAAAUGGAACUGAAGGAGGGCACAAUGCUACAUACAUGGUAUCUCCAGUGAAAGAGGGUUUAGAGUUCAAAAAGACAAGGCUCCAACAUCCUGUGAAGAAUGCAAAGGCAUCAUUUCAUAAGACUAUGAUCUACCAAGCCUACCUUGAAACUAUUCAUAGUGUGCUUAUUGAAGAAAAUUUUACAUCUCCUAAAACACCUCCAGGAUUUGAUCCAUUUCAUGGCAUGAGAAAGGUAAAGGCUGUAAACGACUUUAGUAAAGAAGAGUAUCCUACAAUGUCUUACACAAGUCAAGGAAAGCUUAGUUUCCUAACAAGACACGUGGACAAGAGAAAAUGGAUGAAGCCAAGUGAACAACUUCUGAAAUCACCAAUACAUAUUGGCACUGUGAAACACACACCAAAACAUUUAAAUUUGUCAGAGUGCAGAAAAGACAUCAUUGCAAAUCUGACUUGUAUUGAAAAUCAGCCUGAACAAGGUUCCCCAGUUGCAGGAUUGUGCUUUCGAAACAUUGUUAAUCAACUUCUUGGGUUACCAGAUGAGGAAAUUGUUAAAAUAGCAGAGUUCUACUUCAGUAUUUUGCAGCCAACGGUGUUUAAGUAUCAAAGAGCAAUAGAGAAUAUGGUUGAUGCUUAUGGAGCAAUGAACACAGAACUCUCUGAGAAACUACUGGCAGAGAAAGUUUUACUAAGUCCCACUCCUGAUCAUGACCUUGUCAAAAGGGUUUUGACUCAUGUUGCAAUCAAUGACAGAGCCCCAUCUGAGGUGAUGUUGAAAACAUUAGAAGAUGCCGUGAUCCAUCAAGAGACAUUUCCCAAAGAGUUUUACAUCAAGGACACACACAGUAGAUGCAUGUUGGCUCUAGGAGCUGUUAGCCACAAACUAUUUAAGGAAGGGCAGAUAGAGAGGGCCAGGAAAAUAAUGACUUGGGUUCACUUGAAACUGGGAUUGCAUGACCCUUGGAAGUACAGACAAAAGAGAGCUGUGAUGACAAGACAGGAAAUGGAGGACUAUGACCGCCAUAAGGUUAUUCUACUUGAGACUUUGGGAAAUGCCAGGCUGGACGAGUCCUAUGACUACAUUCUGUCUCACAUAAACAGCACAAACUCACCAUGGAUAAAGAGGGCUGGAUGUCAUGCUCUCCGCAAAUACCACCAUGAACAUGCAGCUGAAACACUGCUGUAUUCAGCUCUCUAUGAUGAGGACCAGUCAGUUAGAUAUGAAGCUUCUGUCUUGUAUAUGGCUCAUCCAAAAGGAAAGAUGAUUGCUCCUAUGAAUGCCAAGGAAGAGAGUUCAUUUGACAACACAACAAUCGUGGAGGAUCCAUAUGAUGCUGGUGUGGAUGUUGUAGACCUUACAACUGGUCAUCAGCGAUCUCGUAGGAAUGUAUGGGAAGGAAUCCGCUUUAGAUUGGAAGCUCCAGGUGUAGACUGGAGAAAGACACUGGGCACCAAAGAUAUUGGUGCAUCUUUUGGAGUUAUUAUGAUAAACUUGCUGGAUUUAGCAAUUUGGAAAUUAAUUGGAAUUAAUGAAAAUAUUACUUAUCAUGUGAGAAUGAAAAUUCGUGUUCAUGAUGAAGCAUAUGCAAGAAUACAUGUUGGAAUUCUUGGAUUCAACUACGAUUUUUUCAUCGCCAGAGUUUGUUUUAAAGGGGGCACUGAAUACAGCUUCAACAUUCUACAGGGAAAUGAAAUGAAAAAAAUCGUUGACAUUGCAUUGAAUUUUUCAAAGAAACUGGCAGAAAUUGUGAAUGGCAUUAAAGCAGGUGUACAGUUGUUCAAGGAUUUGAUAUCUGGCAGGCUCAGCCUUAAAAGAAUUAUUGAUGAUUUUGUCAGUGCUAUUACAAGUAUACCAAAUAAGGUAAUCAGCUUGGUAGAGAAAUCAACAGAAGCCCUGGCAAAAAUAGGACACUAUGAUCCUGAAGAUCUGCCUCCCGAGUUCAAGCCUACCAUUAACUUUGUGCACAAAGUCUCAAAGUUGUUUAGUGACAUAAAAGCUGAUGUGAUGGGAUUUGUCAAUGCAGUGGAACAAUCUAUUAAAGUUGUAAUCCCCCAUCAAGCCAAAGUCAUAUUUGAGAGCAUUCGGGACAUUAUUGAAGGAUUCUCAAAGAUUUUGGGAAAUCCCAAAGCAGCACUUCAGAGUAUUGGGAAAGGUGUUUUCUCAAUUUUUCAAUCAAUAAGGAUUAUUCUAAAACAGAAGAACACAGUUCAAGAAGCAUGCUUCUUCCUAAGAGAUGAAAAACCAUACUGGUUUGAUGUUGAAAAAUUGCUGCUUGAAUACCAGCCUUUAGCUGAUCAAGCCUUUGCCAGUUUGAAAAGUGCUGGUGACAGAUGGAUCAAUGAGAAAAUAGAGGAUGCAGAGGACAGAGUCAAAAAAUUUACAAAGGGCAAAUUUGCACUGGUCAAUCUUAGGCGAGAGGCAGUGCGUACAAUAGAAACUCUCCAAGCACUUCUGAUGGACCCCUUUAAUGAUUUAUUAGGAUUGGCAGAUAACUUUGUAAAACAGUAUUCAAGUGUGUUUGGACUUAUUCAAAAGAUCAAAGAUGCAUAUACCACUCUGAAGGAAGGUUAUGACACAGCAAGAGGGAUCAUUGAUGCAAUAUUUGGUCCAAAGGCACAUAAAAAAUUUCCAAAGAAUCGACGUUUAAAAGGGGGAGGAUGUGAUAGUGGAUUUUAUCCAUCCUCUUUAGGAGGUGGACGUAGGGAAUACAGACACAAAGGACUUGAUCUGUUGGUAGAGAGGGGUGACCCGAUUGUAGCUCCUUUUGGUGGCACUAUAACUGUAGAUAGUGAGGACUCAAAGACAGUUAUCAUUAGUUCAGAAGGAGGUUCACUUCGAGGAAUUACAAUCUUCAUAACCAACAUAGAACCCAAUUCCACCAUUGACACGGAAGAGGGCAGAUCAUGUGCAGCGGGUCAGCCCAUUGGUACAGCAACUCGUUCUGAUUGUGAUAAUCACAUCCAUUUAGCAUUUCAAAAAGAUGGAGGCAGUUAUGUGGAUCCCACCAAGUAUCUCGAGUCAUUAUUUCCUGUUGUUCCUAAGUGGAAGCAGAUCUGUGAUGAUUACAAACUUGUUUUCAAGAAUGAAACAAUAGCAGCUAAUGUGAUAGUUGGUUUGAUGGGUGAAGGUGUCCAAAAUAAAGACCCUACUAUUACCAACACAGACAAGGCUGUUCCAAUUAAAUUUCCAGAAAGCAAUGCAAAUCCAGAUGACACCAUAGCCAUAAAAUCAAAACCAAGUGGCCUUUUUGCUAAAGUACACUCAAGCUUAGGCAGUGCUCUAGAUUUUGACACAGAUAAUGACCAGUGUCCUGUCGUUAUGGGAACCCAAUCUUCUGUAGGAAAAAGAUCUCUUUCUCUUGGAAAAGGAAUAUUCUCUAAACUGUUGAAAACGGCAGAUAAAUUUUUGGAAAAAUUCAAUAUAAGACGUUUAAAGUUUGGCACAAUCAUGGACUUUCUGGACAAAUUUGGAAUGACAGAAAGUAAGGCUGCAAUGGCGAGAGUGAUGAGGGAAAUAAAGGAAAUCAUAGAUGACACAGCCUGUAGAAAUCCAUAUGAGAUGACAGAGGAUCAACUGGUGAAUGAAUUGACAGAAAUGGGUAAAGACACAAAAGGAUCGAGAGAACAACUGAUUGAAAGACUGGUGCAAUUAGACAAAAGUUGCCCUUUGCUGUCCUUCACCAUGCCAAAAAACAAUGUCUACUGCAUGUUUGACAGCAUGUGUUUAGGACUGGAAUGUUGCAUUAACCUUAAGUUUGCUGUUUUCUUAAAAAUCUUUAAAGUGUGGGCACGCUUUGAUCCAUGUGCUUCUCCUCAAAUGUUUUUCACUCUUGGUUUGGAUUCAUACACAUACAAAAUUGAGAUCCCAAGUGAUAUAUCCUAUGAUGGUUUUGAAGGAGAACUGAGGUCAGGAAAUAAACUAGAAAUAUUAGGUGGAUUGGAAGCAGUCAUUAGGUACAACAUUUUCAAAGGCAUAAAUGCCACUCUGGUAACAUUUGGAGUUGGACUAUGUAGCUUUGAUGAUUCAGAAAACUGUCUAGUGUUCGUUAACUUGUUGGAUAAUGCUGUUCUACCAAUACCUACUUGUUUACCAGAUGGAUCAUUUGUGUGGCCCAAAUUGGAUUUCAAAAAACUCUUUAUGAAAGAGGCAUUAUAUAAGCAUGUCAAAAAACAAGGAAAAUCCAUCAUCCAGGAAGUAACCUCCAAGCUAACGGAUGAAUUUUUAAAGUUGUUGAGAAUAGAAAAGGAAAAACUCAAUGAAGAUGUUCCAUUGCCUAAGCCGGAUAAAAUGACACUGGGCCAGAUUACAGCAGACCUAGUACGGAGAGGCUUAUCUACAAGUGGUUCAAGAUCAGAGCUAAAUGAACGCCUCACAAUGGAUGACUUGACAUGUGUCAACAUUACCUUGAAAAAGGCACCAGAAAGCCUAUCAGAUUUGCUGUAUUAUAAAAUUCAAAAAGACUGCUUGCGGAUUGAUGCUUGGGUUGAUAUUAAUGUUAAACUGCUGGGCUAUUCCUUCAGUAGAACUUUGUCUGCAUUCAUAGAAUUGGAUCCAUGCAGUUUUGUUGUACAAAUUGGAUUUGAAAAAUAUUUGUGGACAAAAGUUCUUUUGAAUUACAAUUGGGGAACUAAUGAACUCGCAGAAAUAAGCUCAAAUGUAAAAGUCAUGUACAGCAUUGGAAGAAAUGUUGAUGAGGGAGUGUAUAUCUUGAAGUUUGGACUGAUGAUUUGUUUGUCUUCACAAGUAGAUUGCAUUUUAGAUGAAUAUCUGUUUACAGAUCUGAAGAUUCCCAUUCCUUUGUGCAGAGACUUUGUUUUUCCAGGAAAUGGCUCAUUUGCUGGAUUGCUUGAAAAGAUUGGAGGAAAAAUGACUGAAGAGGCUUUUGAACUUGUCCUUAAAAAGUUUGAUCUAAAUGAUGUAAUAACAUCGGGAGCGUGCCCUGGUAUUCCACUCACUCCUGAAAAUUGUCCAGCUGGGUUUGAUGUUCGCAAAAAUUUACCUCAAGAGCUGAAAGAGAUGGUAACUUGUGAACAGCCUCCUAAUUGUUGGGGAAUUGAAUGUUGUCUACAACUGACCUUCAACAUACCCCUAGGAGACACCAAAAUAACCAGAAAUAUCCCAUUCUGGUUCAAGCUAGAUCCAUGUGAUUUCUCCUUAGACAUAGGCUUUGGGAAAAAAAUGCUUCUUAAAACACAUUUAUUAGAAUAUGAGUAUGGAAAGCAACACACUUUGUCACUGGGCUCAGGAAACUCUCCUCCAGUAGAAAUCAUAUAUAGGAUAGAGCAAAUUCCAGGAAACAAAGGCUUUUUUGUGGAUUUAAGAAUACUCAUUUGCUUUGACUUUGAUGUGAAAAUUACAUGUAUUCCAACAAAUGAUGGACUUCAUAUACUGAAAAAUCAGGAAAUCCCACUUUGUGAUCAGAGACAGUUGAUUGAUUUUAGCAAUUUUUCAUUGACUGAUUGGAUGAGGGAGAAGUCACUGAAUCUUAAUGAACAGUUGGCAGAGGGUGCCGUGAUGUUACUGCUGGACCAGCUCAAUUUGACUGAUUUCUUUCAAAGAUCCAAGUGUGACAGGACAAGGAUGCCAUACAUACCUUCUAUACAAGGGAUCCAUAAUAAAUGUCCAAAGACCAUUGUUUACCUGCCAUCCAAGAUUCCUGACCCAAUGUCCUGCUACAUACCAGGCUACUGUACAGGGAUAGAGUGUUGCGCUGACAUUCCUGUUCUUGGUCUUGGACUACAUGUGUUUGCUUUUUUGGACUUGGACAAACUUGAACUCCGUAUAGGAAUGGAAAACAUUAAAGAGACUAUAAAACUAAAUAACUAUGUGUGGGGAGAGGUCAAAACUUAUAGUGUGGCUGAAGGUCUUAUCAAACUAAAGUUAAGUGUGAAGCCAAUAACAAAUGAGAAUGUGUAUGUGUUCAAUGUACAUGCCUCUGUGUGUCUGAAUGGAGGACAAUGUUCAAUUGACAUCCCAAUUUUAAGGAAUACCAGGUUACCAACAAUCAGAGCCAUAAUCACUGGAGAAAGCAAGAACUUUUCAUUUACAAAUUGGCUUCAUGAGAUGAACAUAACACAGGAUAAUCUGAGAGAUAAUGCAAAGGCUCUUCUGGUUCAACAGCUCGGUAUUGACCAGUACCUGUUAGACACACCAUGUGAUUCAUCAAGAGAUUUGUAUUAUCCCAGUAGCCAUGGCUGGAAAAAUGAGUGUCCUUUGGACUGGGUGGUUUUACCCCAGAUUACCUCAGACAAAGUGAGAUGCAGCCUUUCCUCAAACUGUACAAGGAUAGACUGUUGUGUGGACUUCAGUCUCCUAAAUCUCAAACUCCAUUUCUACUUACACUUCGAUAGGUGUAAUUAUGUCAUAUCUGGAGGAAUUGAAAAGAAAACAUUCAGUUAUGGACUACUAGAUUUCAAUAGUUUUUGGGGUAGAGAAGUCUCCAUGAAUAUUGGAAAUGUUGUCUUCAUCAAAUUUAAAGCCACCCAGCUGGAAGUAUCUAAGAAAUAUGUCUUAGACAUGGGCAUUUCUGUGUGUUUAGAACCUGAUGUCUGUGAUUUAGAUAUUCCUAUAUUAAAAGAAGUCCUUAUUCCAAUUCUUAAUUGUGACCUCACCAUGGAUUUCAAUGUCAAAGAUUUUUCUCUCGUGAAGUGGAUGAAUGAACAAGGUCUUUCAUUUGAUGGAAGUUUGUCUACGGCUCUGGCUGCUGCUUUGUUUAAGAAGCUGGGAAUUGAUUCUUUCCUGAAAAAUCCAGCAUGUGAAAGGACAGAAGCACCGUACAGUGUCAACAAACAGGACAACAGUGGGUGGUCCUCAGACUGUCCAGCUAAAAUGUCUAUGCCAAAAAUAAGAGGAACAACCGCCUGCUUUAUUAAAAACACAUGUACAGCUAUCAAAUGCUGUGUGGAGGUUGGAAAAGUUAGCAGAACUUUUGAGAUUGAAUUGGAUAUUGACUUCUGUAACCAGAAACUGACAUUUGGUAUAGAGAAGCUUACAGAAACUAUUUCUCUCCAAGGAUUUGAGUAUGGAAAAAGAAAGGAGGUGGUCAUCAUGGGUGUUGUCAAGAUGUGGUACACAAUUUGGGACAAUGAAGGGGAAGGUGUUUAUGUAGUAACAGUAGAUCUAGCAAUCUGCUUUGAAGAUGGAGGUGAUUGUCUCAUCAACACAAAUAUCCUAGAUCAAUUCAAAUUGUCUAAACAGGCAUGCAUUUGGGGAACAUCAUUCUUGAGCCAAGAUUUCUCCUUGAAGCAGUUUAUGGAAGAUAGUGCCAUCACAGCAUAUGAUCAAAUAAAAGGUCUUGCUCUUGACAAACUGAAAGAGGCACUUGGUCUUCCUACUUUCUUGAAUGAUCCCCCUUGUUCAUUGGUAGGCUCUGCCUAUGUACCAAAUGUCAAUGGAAUCAAAAAAGUGUGCCAAAAGGACCUUUCUUCCCUUCCAAUGCUCCCCAGUAACAUGGCUUGCCAGAUCACAGAGUCCUGUACAGGCAUUGACUGCUGUAUUGGAGCAGAACCAAUCCAUCACAACUUCCAUGCCUACCUUGACAUAGAUUCCUGUAACUUCACCAUUAGAUUUGGUAUUGACAAAUUCCAGUUCCAGAUCUACAUGAUGGAAUAUAGUUUUGGAGUGGAAAAAGAUGUCAGACUUGUCAAUGUUGUUCGCAUUAAGUUUCAGAUUUGGGAUUUAUCAGCUGAGAACCAGUACCUUGUUAACCUGAGAUUCAGUGUUUGCUUUGAUUCCAAUUCUGCCUGUUUGCUCGAUAAAGUCAUUUUCCAUGAGAAGCGUCUGCCAAAGAAAGUGUGUGACUUUGCUGGGGCAGCAUUAAUACCAGACUUUUCACUGGAGAAAUGGAAAGAAUCUUACAGUUUAUCAACAGAGAAUCUACUGCCCACCCUGACAGAUCAGCUAAUGGAACAUCUAGGGAUAGCUGGAUACUUGAAAAGACCACAGUGUAACAUAAACGAUGUACCAAGCAGUACAGAGAGAUGGAUUGAUGAAUGUCCAAGAUCACAACUGUACAAGAAACCAAGCCUGGCAGGUCUACCAGUGUUGUGCUCCAUCUCUUCGAGAUGUACAGAGAUUCACUGCUGUAUGCAAGUAAAGCCAGUUGGAAGAAACUUUGAGACUUACCUCGAUCUUGACACAUGUAACAAAACUUUGGUUAUUGGAAUUGAGCAGUAUAGAAGAAAAAUUAGUCUUCUCAACUACACUUUUGGAACAAAGAGAAAGUUUUGGCUGCAGAAUAUUAUAAAGAUUGAAUACAGUAUUGUAGACCUUGUUGGAUAUACUAAGUACUUGGUGAACAUGAAAGUGGAAGUCUGUUUGGAGAGAAGCAAGCCAUGUAUAUUUUCCCAAGACAUUGCAAAAGAUCUGUACCUUCCAAAAAUUGAGUGUAAUUGGUCAAUAGUCUCUUCUGAAUUUUCCUUAAGUGAAUGGUACAAGAAAAUGUCCCUCUCCAUUGGGACUUUAUUAUCAGCUACCCAACUCUCCAUCUUGAAAGAAGCAUUAGGAAUAACCAACUUCUUGUUGCCAAAAGCAAAACAGUGUAACAGAAUUUCAUCUGCUUACAAACCUGAGUCUACUGACCAAGGUGGAUGGAAAACAGACUGUCCAUUUGCAAUAGGGAAUUUAACAGAGAUUACAAGUGGCUUACCCCUCAGUUGUCAUAUAAAGAGUCAGUGUACUGCUAUAGAAUGUUGUCUAGAUCUAAAAAACCCUCUACAACAAACCAUUUACUUCUUCCUUAACCUUGACCUUUGUCUACAGACACUAAAAGUGGGAAUAGAAAACUAUACAUAUGAAAGGACACUCUUCUCUUACUCUUAUGGCAGCCAAGAAUACUUCAAACUUGCAAAUUUUGUACAGAUUCUGUACCAGAUUAAUGAAGUAAAUAGGACAGUUUUGGAGUUAUCCCUAAAAAUUAAGAUCUGUCUGGAAGAACACACUUGUGUCUAUGAUGUCUUGUUACUAGACAAAGUGGUCAUUCCUAAACCAGGAUGUAGCUGGGACUUUGCUUAUACAAUUCCAGAUUUCUCACUGAAAAAUUGGUACAAUGAUAUUGGGGCAAGCAUUGGUUCUCAGUUGUCCAAACUUAGUGCUGCAGAGUUGUUGGAAGAGCUAGGAAUUGCCAAAUAUACCCGGGAGAUACAAUGUCAAAGGGCUGGCCCAGCAUAUAGUCCUCAUAUAAAUGGAUGGAAAUCAGAUUGCCAGAUGGAAGUGUUGACCAGUCCAAUCACCGACCCUGUUUCCUGUCUGAUUAAGGACACCUGCACUGCUGUCAGUUGUUGUAUGGACAUUGACUUUUUACAGAGAUCUUUUGAAACCUAUGUCACAUUGGAUGCUUGUAACCACUGGAUAUUGGUCGGCAUUGAGAAAUUGUCUUUUAACAUCAGCUUUGAUGAUAUGUCAUUUGGCACUGAGAACAAAUUUUACUUAAACAGAGUGAUUCGCAUAGACUACAAGAUAGAGGAUAUGCACAUUGAGAAACACUUUAGAGUAUCAAUGAGUGUCAAGGCUUGUUUUGAGGCCUCCGAUGACAAUCAGUGUAUCAUCAACAUUGACAUCUUCAAGAACACACUUCUACCCAAGAAAAUCUGUGACUGGACUGAAGGAUUUGCCACAGCUAAUUUCAGUCUAUCUGAGUGGUACCAAGAUCUCUCCCUACCAGAGGGUUCCAUUCUGUCACAGUUGAACAAAAACAGUCUUUUGGACAUGCUGGGCAUAAGGUCAUACCUUAACAAAGACCCCUGUUCCUUUACAUCCACAACAUACAGCCCUGCCAACAACAAAGGUUGGAAAAAUGACUGCAAGUCAGGCCUGGCUUCUAAUUUGCCAGCCUUACCAUCCACAGCCAGAUGUAACAUACCUGAUUACUGUACAGGAGUGACUUGUUGUGUGGCAGAGAAUUCUGUACUUAGGCAUCAUUUUACCGUUGGAGUCAAACUUGAUGAUUGCAACCACAUACUGACAUUUCAAAUUGAAAAACUUAAAAUUGAAAUUGCUCUGAAAGACUACAGUUUUGGUGUUGUGGAAAAGAGAUAUCUUAUGAGUGUCCUACAGUUUGAAUUCAAAAUAGAUGACAGGCCCUUGGAAAAGAGCUACAAAAUCUCAGCAAGCUUGAAGAUUUGCUAUGGAGUAGGGCCAUGCGCUUUAGACACUGUACAUUUGAUUCAGGAUUUCACCCUUCCUAAAACAUUAUGUGAAUGGGGAACUGGAUUUGUGUCAGAAUUUUCUCUGCAGUCAUGGUUGAGGGACCGGGGAUUAGACAUUAAAGCUGCUCUUUCAUCUCUAGAUACUGAAUCACUUUUUGCAUCCCUAGGAAUGUCAGAUUUUGUAAAAGAUCCACAGUGUACAAGAACAUCAGGAAACUAUCAUCCUAGUAAAGAUGGAUGGAACAAUGACUGUCCCAGUAUCCCAGUCCUUCCUGCAUUACCCAGUUCAGUGUCCUGCAACAUCCCAAACACCUGUACCAGUAUAGACUGCUGUGCUGAGAUUGCCUUCCUUGGUGGUCGCUCCAUCAAUAUACAAGUUCUCAUGGAUCCUUGUGAAGCUAUCAUGAGUCUGAAUAUUGAAAAAAUUCAGUACAACAUCACUUUGUUUGAUUAUGAUUUUGGAACAACUGACCAUUUCACAUUGCAAGGAGCUAUCAGAAUAGAUUUCAACAUACAGAACAUGGUUAUGGACAGAAAAUACUUGCUUAACCUGAAUCUGAGUGUUUGUAUGGAGACUUCUGAUCUGUCAGAUUGUGUAUACUCUGUGGUUAUAUUCCACAAUACUGUAUUACCUAAACAACUCUGUAGCAUGGAACUUGACUACCUGAAUCCAGGUUUUGACCUUUCAUCGUGGAAGACCUUACAUGGUUUUGGCUCUGUUUUGACUCGUGAGCAAGCCAAGAAUUUACUUCGGGAAGUGGGAGUUGAGGAGUAUGUAGGAGUUGGUUGUUCUAGGAGUGUUGCACCUUAUGCUCCAGAGACUCACAAUGGGUGGAAUGUUCCCACAGCAUGUAAACUGGACCCCCCUGCCUUGACCAGAAAUAUUAACUGCUACAUCAACACAUCCUGUACUGGUAUCAGCUGUUGCUUUGAGGACUCCAUCACGGGGAUGUCCUACCAGAUCUCAGUCACUGUAGACUCUUGUGGGGAAACCUUAGUCAUCACACUAGAGAAAAUGAAGUUUGUCAUUUCAUUGUUUGAUUAUCCAAUGGGAACAAAGAGUACUGCACAACUCUUUGGGAUUUUGCAGCUGGAGUAUAUGAUUAAUGAUUUACAUCUGCUGGGAGAAAUUGUGAUAGAUCUCAAAGCAAAACUUUGCUACUCUAAAAACAAGGCCUGUGAGAAUGAAAUUAUGAUAUUGCAAGAUUUCAGACUGCCAAAACCACUUUGUAAUUUUAGUGCAGGAAAAUUUGCAAUUCCAGAUUUUUCCUUAAGUAAAUGGAUGAAAGAUAUUGGAAAUUUAAGAGAAAACGUAACUCUUGAACAGUGGGCUGUUGAUCUGCUGAAAUCAAAAUUGAAGUUAUCCAACUACCUGCUGGAUCCAAUGUGUAGAAGAUCACAGUAUUUAACAGGAAAUGGCAAUUGGAACUUAAGUGCCUGUCCCACAUUAAUAUCAGUCCCACCUCUACCGAGUCAGACAUCAUGUACCCUUUCUUCCUCCUGUUCUGGUGUCAAGUGCUGCACAGAUAUAGCUCUAGUGAAUAUAGCUAUUCAGACUGAAGUCAGAGUGGACCGAUGCAGAGGAAAAGUUUUCAUUCAUUUAGAAAAAUUUGAAAUUGUUUUCAUGCUCAAGGAUUUCAAAUUUUCAUUGUGGGAAACCUAUACCAUACAGAAUGUAUUCCGAUUGGUAUAUAAAAUAGAUUACCUCUCUUCCGAAUCUGCAUUCAUAUUCAACAUCAAAUUCAGUGCUUGUUUUGAAAAUAAAGGGGACUGCAUGCUAAGCAUCCCUAUCAUGCAAGAUGUGAAAAUACCAUUUAUACCAUGUAACUUCAGUAUGCAAAACUUUGCAAUUCCAGGUUUUAGUCUGAAUGAUUACCUAAUUAGUAGAGGAAUACCAACAUCUAUCAAUUCCCUGUCGAGCAUAUUGGCAGAUCAGUUGUUGGAUUAUCUGGGUGUUGGCAGUUUUUUCGAUGACAUUCCAUGCAAUCGAUCUAAUUUUGCAAGGACAGCGUCAGGCUUUAGUAUAGAUCCAUCCUGUAUGCAGAAUGUGUCCUCCUACAUCCCAACUCUACCUGCUGAAACAAACUGUAGGAUCUCCUCAGGAUGUACUACUAUACAAUGCUGUACAGACAUCUCUCUUAUAGGAAAGACACUUAACUACACAAUAAACAUUGAUGUUUGUGCUCACUCCUUAAUAUUACAAAUAGAGACCUUCCAGUGGGAACUUUCUCUUGUGGGCUUCCAGUUUGGAAAGGAACAGAAGUUCAGCAUAGAUCAAGUCUUUUCAAUUAAAUACAAGAUUACAGAUUUGAUUGGUCAAGGCCAGUACCUCAUCGACAUAAAGCUUAGUGUGUGCUUCAGUGAUGGGUCACCUUGUCAGCUUGAAAACACCAUUGUCAGUAACUACCUUGUCUCUAAACCAGUUUGUGCUUGGUUUAAUGGGUUCAAAGUUGCAGGCUUUUCAUACUCCAAUUGGUUAUCAUUGAAUAACCUUAGUCCGUCAGAUGUUCUCUCCCAGAGCAGUGUAUCAAAGCUUAUGGAAACACUUGGGCUAACAAAAUUCUUGAAGACACAGGCCUGUAGUAUUGAGAAGGAACUCUAUAAAAACCCCUACCAAGGAUGGACUUCAGGCUGCCUUUCAGACAGAGACAUCAGUAAAUCUGUGUUGGAUCCCAGCAUUGUAACCUGCCAUUUACAGAAAUCCUGUACAGGUGUACAGUGUUGUGUCAGCAUAUCUCACACAGGCUUAUCUGUAGAGACAUUUGUAGAAAUCAGUCCAUGUGAUCAUCAACUCAGGGUGGGGAUAGAGAACUUGAAAUUCAACAAAAGUCUAUUUGGCUACAAGUUUGGACAAAAUGAGAAGUUUGAUCUAUUUGGUUUGGUAGUAGUGGAUUUUAAGAUCACUGAUCUGGGUUAUUUUGGAGAAAAUGGGAAGUACUUGGUGAAUUUAAACGUCAGUGUUUGUUUGGAAUCAGGACAACCUUGUGGGACAAUAAUUCCAGUAUUUGUCAACAGUCUACUGCCAAAGGAAUCAUGUACAAAGGGAUUGGGCUUCAUAAACAGAGCUUUCUCCUUGUCUAACUGGAAAUCCUUCCAUGGAAUAUCCUCAGGAGUCUCUUUAAAUGUUCCUCAUGUAAAACAGCUGCUCCAAGACCUUGGGGUAUCACACCUCCUGCUAGAUGAUGAUCAGAGAUGUGACUGGACUAAACCUCCAUACAGUACCGUUAACAGUAAAGGAUGGGCAGAUGAUUGUGACAGGACAACAGAGAACCUUCCAUCCCUUGGUCCCAACAUUAGAUGUGUUGUGUCAGCUUCUUGUAGUGACAUAAGGUGCUGUAUACACUCUAAUAUUCUAGGAGAGAACCUGGAGGCUUAUAUAAACCUGGACACCUGUGAUGCCAAAGUUUCUGUAGGGAUAGAGAAAUAUCACUGGACCAACAAACUUUUGGGCUACAAAUAUGGAGAAACAAAACAUGUUUCACUAUUGGGAAUGGCUAAUUUAGAUUAUGUUAUAACAGACUUGGAAACAUCCUUUGGAGUUACUAUGAAUCUAAGUGUAUGUUUUGAAUCUCAUGGAGCAUGCGAGAACUUUAUUCAGGUCUUCAAUGAGCACAAUCUCAAAAAGCCAUUAUGCAACUGGACAAGAGACUUUUUUACAAAAGAUUUCUCUCUGGACAAUUGGUUUGCAUCCAAUGGGUAUCCACUGCUUGCUGUUCUACCUUCAUAUGCUGCCUCUCAACUGCUGCAUGAUCUGGACAUCAUUCAAUACCUGGAAGAAUCUAGUUGUAUCAGGAAAGCUAUUCCCUUCUACCCUAACAAAUUCGGAUGGAAUAAUGGUUGUGACCAGUACGUGUCUCUGGGUGGAAUCCCUGCUGGAACCACAUGUCACCUUUAUGAUUUCUGUACUGGAGUCAGAUGCUGCUCAGAUAUCCCCCUGCUGGGUAGAUCUAUCAACACCUGGUUAAUAGUGAACCACUGUAACUACAAACUAAGCGUGGGCUUUGAAAAAUUCUCUCUUAAUAUCAGUCUUCAAGACUAUGAGAUGGGAAGCAAACAGAGCCUUAAUAUCAAUGGAGUUGUUAGAAUACAGUACAGUAUUGAAGACUUGUCGACAGAAGGAAGAUACCUUGUGAAUUUGAAUCUACAAAUCUGCUUUGAUGCAAAAAAAGCAUGCAUGGUUGAUGUACCUGUUUUCAAAGACAUAAAACUUCCAAAGAAACCUUGUGAAUGGAUGACAGACUUCAUUGAUGAGGCUUUUUCUUUUGAUGCUUGGAAACAAAUGAGGGGAAUCAGCACUUUUGGUCUCUCUGACAAUUUCCGAACAGAACUCUUGCAAGAUCUUGGUCUGUCUAAUUUUGUACGUGAAGAUGGUAAAAAAUGUAGCAAGACAAAUGAACCAUAUCAUGCAGGAGCUGUUGAUGACUGGAUAAAUGAGUGUAAUGGGACACUGCUAGCUCCCCUCCCAUCUCUUGCUGGUGAAAAUAUCAUAUGUUACAUCCCCAGCUCAUGUGCAGCUGUACAGUGCUGUAUCAAUGUUCCCAUCAUAAGCACCACAUUUCAUGCAAGACUGGAAGUAGAUCCUUGUAAUUUUUUAAUGACCGUUGAAAUAGAACAACUGAAAUUCACCAAGAACCUAUUUGGCCAUGAGUGGGGACAAGAGGAACAAGUAUGGCUCUUUGGUGUGGUCAGAAUGAUAUUCAGCGUGUUUGAUUUAUAUACUGAAGGAUACUUUUUAGUAAAUCUGAGAUUUGAAGUUUGUUUGGAAGCCACAAAAGUACCAGUUUGUGAAGUUGCUAUUCAGCCUUUAAAAGACUACUAUCUACCAAAAAAAGAUUGUCAUUGGAAUGCACCUUUUACCAUUAAAGGAUUUUCACUGACUGCGUGGCAGCUAGCGGAAGGUUUUGCCAACACAGUGCCCAUAGAUAGUAGUGUGGUUGAUAGUCUUCUCUCUUAUUUGAAUGUAGCAGCACUUAUGUACUAUCCAUCCUGUUCAAGGACAGACGACGAGUAUUCUAGUGCUGGCACAAACUUCCAAACAUACUGCCCUGUUUCAGUGCCGACAUAUGUCUCAUCCAUUGCUGAUCAAGCUCUGUGCAGUGUUACCUCAUCUUGUACCAACAUAAAAUGCUGUGUCAAUGUCCCACUGCUAAACAGGACAUUUGAGGUAGCAAUGGAACUGGACUACUCCUAUUACUCAUUGAAAUUGAAUGUGGAAAAAAUGACAAGGAGACAGUCUCUUAUUGGGUACACAUUUGGAAGAGAAGAGACACUGAGUAUACAUGGAGUCUUUAAACUGACAUAUAAGAUAAUUGAUUUGGUGGAUGGAAAUCUUUUGGAUAUAAGUUUAAGGGCAGAAGCUUGCUUUAAUGAUGGUGGAACAUGUGCUGUCAGUAUUCCUAUCUUAACUAAUGCUCUGAUACCAAAGCUGAACAGGAAGUGGUCAUCCCCAUAUACUGUCAAAGAUUUUUCAUUGAGUCAUUGGAGAAAUGAAAAUUUACUAACUGGAACUUUAAAGCAACCUCAGAUAAGUGAACUCUUGGAGAUGCUGAAUCUACAACCAUUCAUGAAAAGCCAUUCAGAUUCCUGCAGAAGACACAAAUCUCUGUAUAGCAAUGCAAGUUCUGAUGGAUGGAAUAAUGACUGCCCUUAUGUGAACAACUUAACUUCAUUGAUUACUUAUCCCAUGACUUGUAACCUUGACAACACCUGUACCAAGGUCACCUGUUGUGUUGACUCACCUGUAAUCAACUCUACAUUUGAGGUUUUCAUGAACAUAGAUCCUUGUAAAAGAAUGCUGUUCCUCAGGAUUGAAAACUUGAAGGCUCAAAUUCCUUUUAAAGAUGUUAACUGGGGAUCAAAGAACCAUUUCUACCUCUUUAAAGUGAUUCGUGUGGAUUAUAUUAUAUAUGACUUAUACACUCAGAAUAUGUUUCUGGUUGACUUUCAACUCUCCAUCUGUUGGGAAACUUACAAGGAUUGUGCUUUUACUGCUGCAAUAUUCAAAAACACUUUCUUACAUAAAAAACACUGCGUUGGGAAACUUAACAUUGAAAUUCCAUCCUUUUCUCUGACAUCUUAUGGUGUAACUCAUGGACUGGACUUGGAUGCUCUCUCGGAGGCUGAAUUGGCAUAUCUCUAUAAUAACCUUGGUAUAUCCAGUUACCUGUCAACUGUCAUGUGUAACAGGACAAGUGAAUUAUACCAACCUGCAAAAGAUGGUUGGAAACAUGGAUCUUAUACAGGGUAUUUAAUAAUUCCAGAAUGCCCAGCAGCUGCAAUCCUUGCUCAACUGCCUAAUGAAGUGAAUUGUCUCAUGACUUCGAGCUGCACCGGCAUUAGCUGCUGUAUGGAAGUGACUAAGUUGAUGUCCCGUCCUGUGACCUUUCACCUUUCUGUGGACAGUUGCAGUUGGAUGAUUGGUUAUGGAAUUGACAGCUUUAUUGUAAAUCCUUUUGUCAUGUAUGAUUUUAAAUUUGAUGUUUGGCAUGAGUUCUGGAUGAAAGGAAUAUUUCGUAUGAGAUUCUUGGUCACCAAUUUACAAGGAAUAAAUCAGUUCAGAAUAAGUCUAUCCAUUAUGGCUUGUUUUGAGAGUGGGGCUGCAUGUGAUCAAGAGGUUAUCAUACUCAACAAUACAAUUUUGCCCAAAGGAUACUGUGAAAAAGCUCUUGGGGCAUAUGUUAAAGAUUUUUCAUUUGGACAAUGGAAAGCAGACAAGAAGGUAACAACAAUGGAUGAUUACAGUAUAGCUAUCCUAGAGGAGGAACUACAACUUUUUGGUUAUUUGUACGACAGAACACAAGCCUGUGAUAAAUCUACCAAAUUUUCGUCUUCAUCAGGAUGGUCUAAUGAUUGCCCAACAACUUUGAUGUCAACUCUUCCGUACAUUAAUGGUCCAUUUUCAUGUAAUCUUGGACCGUCCUGUUCUGAUAUCACCUGCUGUGUGAAUGCCGAGCCAAUCUCGAGACACCUAAGAGUCACACUAAAUUUAGAGUUCUGUCUGGACAAAAUUACAGUUGCUUUUGAAAAAUUUGUGCUAGAAAUGAAAGUCAGCAAAUUGGUCUCCUCAGGAAAAGAAGAAUCUCUGAAUAUAAGUGGAAUUUACCAGUUAAAAAUAAUUGUGGAAGAUCUUCCAAACUCCAAUAUGUACAUAGUCAGUUUCUCCAUCUUGGCAUGCUGGGAGGGAAUUCAUUCAUGUGAGAUGUACAGAAUUCUCGAUAAGACCAGACUUCCUAAGUCUCUAACUCAGCCAUACUGUAACUGGAAGAGGGAAUAUGUGGACUCAGAUUUUGAUUUGACAUCCUGGUUAUCAGCUAAAGGAUACCCCGAUACUUCCCCAUUGACUGGUGUACCAUUACAGGAUCUAAUGGAACGUCUAAAGCUAAACAGACUCAAGGGAGAAAACUGUGACAAUUCUUCAGCUCCUUACAUGCCUCAGAAAAUCAAUGGAUGGAACUAUACUUGUGCCAGUCCCCCAGAUUUAAUGCCUCUGCCCAGCACACUGACCUGUCACCUGCCUAGUUCCUGUACAGGACUGGACUGUUGUGUGUCCAGCACUAAGUUAGGACAGAGCUUCAGGACAUACUUAGACAUUGAUCCAUGCACAUCCAGAAUAACUGUGGGUAUUGAUAACUGGAGAUUUACAGAACUUUCAAAGGAAUCCAUCAAGAUGCUUGACAGUGAAUUCCAAAGAAGGAUUUGGAUGAAUGGAGUUGUAAGAAUGGACAUUCAUUUGAAGGACUUGUGGUAUACCAACAAUUUUUUAGUCAAUUUGAAUGUAAGCAUUUGUCUUGACAACCAAAGGCCAUGUGAAAUAGCUAAUCAGACAGUCUUCAAAAACGCCUUGCUUUCAAAGACAAAAUGUGAUUGGAUCCAAAAUUUACCAAGUGGAUUUUCACUGUCAUCUUGGAAGAUGAACAACUCUCUUGGUCCUCAUGAGGCACUCUCAGACAUUAUGAGGAACAGACUUGAUGAGUAUUUGGAAAUGCCAGGCUACAGAAAACAAAUAAAGUGCAGCAGAAAGAGUUCACAGUACUGGCCAACAUUCAAUGGAUGGAAAGAUGACUGCAGAUUAUCAGGACUUCCUUACAACAUGGAGAAGAAGACAUACUGUCAGCUUCACUCCAGCUGUACCUCCAUUACCUGCUGUACAGAUGACGUAGUUCUACAGACCACUGUCUCCUGGUCCAUACACAUAGACUCCUGUAAUCUAAAACUGAGUGUGGGGAUAGAGGAGUGGAAAGCAGACUUCUCACUGAUUGACUUCAACUUUGGAGAGAACAAGAUAUUUCAACUAGGUGGAGUAUACAGGAUAAGCUACACUCUGUUUGACCUGCCUUUUGACUUGCACUACAUGCUGAGUGCAAAUAUCAGCAUAUGCUAUGAACCAGAUUACUGUAUGCUGACAGAGAGUAUACUUAGAGACAUGAUGCUACCCAAACCAAGAUGUGACUUCAGAACUGCUAACUAUGAUAUACCAGGAUUUUCAUUGACAUCAUGGGUGACAGACAGAAGAUUCACAGAAUCCUCAUUACCCCAACAUGGUCUUACUGAAUUAUAUGAAGAUCUUGGACUGGCAAUGUUUUUAAGGGAAAACUCCUGUAGUGGAAGUACAAACUUCAGCUCUUUGGCAAGUGGAUGGACAAAUGACUGUCCAAUCAACAUUACAACUAAAGAUCUACCACCAGAACUGGCUUGCUACAUUCCCAACACCUGUACUGCAGUAUAUUGUUGUGUAAAUUCCAGUAAUCCAUUCCAGAGAUCGUUCUCAGCCUUCCUAGAUUUUGAUCCAUGUGAAAACAGAUUUCUGAUUGGCAUAGAGAACUUCAUUCAUAGCUUUUCAGUUUAUGAUAUUUCAUUUGGUCAGGAGAAUUUCUACUAUCUAAAGAAUAUUAUCAAAAUGAGGUAUAGAGUUUAUGACUUGAAAGCAGAGAGAAAAUACCAAAUCACUCUACGAAUAAGCUUUUGUUUAGAGUCCACUGGUGUCUGUAGGUUUGAGAGUAUGGUGUUCCAAAAUGCCUUACUUCCUAAAAAAGUUUGUCAACUUUACUCUGGAUUUGCAAUUACCAACUUUUCAUUGAACCAGUGGAAAUCUGACAAGCACAUAAUCACUCUGUCUGAACGGGAUAGCUAUUUGCUUCAAGAAGACCUGUUGAUUUCUCAGUACUUGACAUACCCUUGUUCCAGAGAAUCGGAGGACUAUACCCCUCAUACCAAUUACUGGAAAGAUGUCUGUGGAAUGAUUCAUGGCAUUACCCAGUUUACAGCCUCAGACAAAAUCAGCUGUUACCUGGCUUCUAACUGUACCGCAGUCACCUGCUGUAUGUUUGAUAAUGUGUUGUCAAGAAAUAUAGAAGUCAUACUGAAAAUUGAUUCCUGUAGAUUCACCAUGCGAAUAGAGAUUGAAAAACUUCAUUUUGACAUCAGUUUGUUAGCCAUCAAAUGGGGAGAGGAGAUGAGGAUGGACAUGUAUGGCAUUUAUUUAAUAAGGAUGGUAAUGCAGAAUUUCUAUUAUGAACACAAGUAUCUAUUAAGUAUGAACAUUAGUCAGUGCUACAAGCCAAAGAACUGUGAUGUCCAACAUGUUCUUUUCCAAAAUUCAUUGAUACCAAAAGCUGUCUGCGAUUGGUCGAUGGAUUAUCAAAUUAAAGGGUUUUCACUACACAGUUGGAAGUUAAAGAGAGGUUUGAUCUCAAGUGAUAUAGAAGAUCCUUACAUACCUCAGCUGAUGGAAGAACUUGGUAUUGCAUCAUACACCAAUAUACCAAUGUGUGUAAUAUCACCUGGCAAUUCAUUUGGAAGAGUCAAUGGAUGGAAAACAGGCUGUGCAAUGAAUGUCAGCUUACCAACCCUGGAUUCCAACAUAAACUGUGACCUGCUGUCCACCUGUACAGGGGUGAGAUGUUGUGUACACGCUUCACUUCUGAAGAGAAACUAUGAAGUCUACUUCCACAUUGACCACUGUACCAGUAGUCUUAGCAUACAGAUAGAACAAGUCUUUCACAACCAAACUCUUGAUGGAUUUCGUUGGGGUAAUGCACAUGAAUUCAAGCUACUAGGAGUUUACAGAAUCAGGUACAUUGUGUAUGAUCUGCCAGAGAAAGAUGUAUAUCUACUUUCACUGGAUGUAAUGGACUGCUAUGAAUCUAUCAAUCCUCAGUGCAGUACAACAGCAACCUUUACUGUGUUUAACAAGGCAGCCAUUCCUAAAGCUCAGUGUUCCUGGGAUCAGAGUUACAGAAUUCAAAACUUUUCUCUCAAGUCAUGGCUAAUUGAGAAUAAACUGAGAAAUGCCACGGACCUGAUCACAAAUGAAUACAAACUUGCUAAACUCUUGGAUGAGCUUGCAUUGUCACAGUACUUUGAAACAUCCUUAUGUCAGUUUACAAGCCAGACAUCAAGUUUUGGAUGGACAUCUUCAUGUACCAAAUCUGUAUCCAGGCCAAGCAUUCCUGAAGGUCUUUGUCAUUUGUCAGAAGAUUGUACUUCAACAGAGUGCUGUUUCAAUGUUGACUUUUUACAUCGAAGCUUCAGAGUUUUUCUAACCAUUGAUCCAUGUAAUGCAAUCCUGCAUGUAGGAAUAGAGAAACUGAAAAGAGAAAUUUCACUUGUUGAUUAUCCAUUUGGGAAACUUGAACAUCUCUGGCUUGGAGGAGUUGUUAGAUUAGAUUUUACGUUGAAGGACCUUUAUGGAGAACGCCUUUAUCUUGUGAACAUGAAUGUUAGCCUCUGCUUUGAGUCUGCUGGGGAAUGCUUCAAAAGCAUUGCAGUGUAUAAGGAAACGCUUCUACCCAAACGGAUCUGUCCAUGGAAUGAGACUUUAGGUUUCUCACUGAGUGCAUGGAAGAAACAACACAGUGUUCCAUUUGGAAUUCCUCUGAAUACCUGGACAAAAGCUCUACUGCUGGAACAUUUAGACAUUGCACAAUACAGAGAGUCCAAUGAAUGCAAGAGGGGAAAUGGAUAUUAUACUUUCACCAACUAUGGCUUUGUAGACACAGGAUUUAAUCUAAAUGCUUCAAGCAUUCCUCAAUUGUGUCAGUUGGCUGUAGAUCUAGAAAACAACCCAUUGACAAUAGAUUCAGCCAGACAAGUCACCUGUUAUGUACCUAGCCUCUGUACUGCUGUGGACUGUUGUGUAGAUGUCUCCUCACUGGACAUGUCAUUCCAUACUUAUAUAUCCAUCGACCCCUGUCAGUAUAUGCUCAAAAUUGGAAUAGAGAAGUACAGCUUUCAGAGGUCUCUUGACCAAAUGAGUUUUGGUCAAGAAGAAGUAUUUACUUUAGCUGGGAUUGUAAAGAUGAUUUUCAAAAUAAAGGACUUGCCAGCAGAGAAGUUGUAUGUGAUGACUGUGAAGCUGAGUGUUUGUACAGAGGCCUCAGGAUGUGAAGCCAACCAUACAAUAUUUAACAACAUGCUGCUCCCUAAACAACCAUGUCAAUGGAAUGAGGGAUUUGUAAACUUGAAUUUCUCUGGCUCUGCCUGGAUGACUAACAAUGGCUACACCACUCCCCUGUCUGACUCCCAAUCUGCUGAGCUCAUGAAGGAGAUGAGGGCUGCUCGAUAUUUACUGGCUGACUCAUGUUACCUAGAAUCUUCAGUCAGUGGAUGGAAUAACUACUGUAGCAAAGAUGUUACAUUAACUAAUUUAACUGGAAGUUCGGUGAAUUGCCACAUUUCCUACCUCUGUAAUGAGAUACAGUGUUGUGUGAGAGCCGAGAGCAUCAGAAGGAGUUUCCAAGCAGAAGUCAGUCUUGAUCCCUGUUCCCAGAUUAUGCUUAUCAAACUAGAGAGGCUGACCAUCAAAGUUGACCUACUGGAAUUCAAGUUUGGUACAAGGCAUCACUACAAUUUAGUAGGACUACUUAGAGCAGAUUUGAAACUGUAUGAUUUGCAAAACCAGAGGAAGUAUAUGAUAGAUCUGAAAAUAAGCGUGUGUUUUGAAAGCAGUCGAACUUGUGAUUUCAUUUCAACCAUACUGGACAAUUCCCUACUGCCAAAAACAGAAUGUGAUUGGUCAUCAGGACUGCAAGGAUUUUCAUUGGAAAGUUGGCUUCUAACAAAAGGUGAAAAUUUGGGAGAUGUCUCUUUACCUCAACAUGUACAGUACAUGUUGCUGGAGGAGAGAGGUAUAGCUAACAUGAUGAAGGAAACACCCUGUAGUAGAACUGGUGACACCAUGUAUAACUCAUCCACUCCAGUGAACGGAUGGGUGACAGGCUGUAUUUCAUCAACAUCAAACUUGACAAUGUUACCAUCUGAAAUAACAUGUUAUUAUCAUGGCUCCUGUUCCGCAGUCAGCUGUUGUAUGGAUAUUGUGAAGUUUGACAACAGGUCUAUAGAAGUGUCCAUUAUCUUUGAUGAGUGUGCCAACUUCCUAAAACUGACUAUAGAGAGGAUAUCUAAUACAAUCUAUUUGCACAAUUUUUCCUAUGGAAUGGAACAGAAAAUGACCUUGAAAGGCAUUUUUGAACUCAAAUACACAAUAAGACAGAAUAUGUUAUCCCAGAAGUACGAGUUUAAGAUUGAUAUAUCUGCAUGCUAUGAACCGUUAUACUGUGACCAAGUUGUAACCAUUCUAAACCAGACAUCGUUUGACAUGAAGAAUUGCACGUACCAGGAGGGAUUUCUGAAUUCCAGCUUUUCCCUCAAUGCUUGGCUUGCCUCCCGAGCUAUACCCAGUGUAGAUGACAUGACUGUACCCCAAGCCAGUGAACUCCUGACAGAACUUGGACUGGACCAUUUCCUGGAUUCUACGGACAGAUGCUCUCUGCAUGACACAGUGUAUGGAGCAGCAGAAGGGAAUGGCUGGAAUAAUGAAUGUGAAAAAAAUCCAAACCAUACAUUACCAACCAUCGCUAACAAAGAUGAAAUCCUCUGUCAUAUCCCCUCAACAUGUGACAGAAUGUCUUGUUGUGUCUAUAUUGCUCCUAUUCAAAGACACGUAGAAAUGGAACUAAUACUUAACACGUGCAGCUAUCAACUGGAGGCUAUGCUUGAUAAUGUCAGAAUCACUCGUAACUUGUUCAAAUACACUUGGGGUACCAUGGAAAAAAUUGGAAUUCAUGGAGUUGUAAGAUUUGAGUUUCAUGUUACAAGUGUGGUAAGUGAGAGGAAAAUGAGAACUGAUGGCAAUAUCAAGUUAUGUUUUGAACAAAGCAACUGUACUGAAAUGCUGAUCUUUCAUGACUUGCCCAUCAGUCACAGUGUCUGUAACGUAAGCAGUGGUGAAACAGCAAUACAAGGUAUCAGCUUUGACUUUUGGAGGCAAACAGAAUGUGAAACUAUUCAUUUUGAUCCAACAGCAUGUAAUGCAACACAGAUAGAGGGUAUUCCUUUAGAGAUACAGAAAUACUGCUCCUAUCUACCAGACUGUAGUGGAUUAGAAUGCUGCUUUGAAAAUGAAUUUGAUCUUGGUAACAGAAGUAUCUACUUUAUGGUAAGGCUGGACUGUAACCACUUGGAAUUCCAGGUAGAGAACAAAAAAGUGCAGAAAUCCUUGACAGCCCAUUCUGAUGGUAUGGAAUACAGAGAACCUAUUGGAAAUCCAACUGCAUUUCAAGUUAACUACACAAUUUACAACCACAGUACAAAUUAUGGUGUUGGAGUGGUUUUCUUAGUAAGAGAAUCCAAACCAGCAUCUGCAGGAAUUGUCAUUUAUAAUGUCAUGCUUUCAAACACUACCCGAGUAAUUCCACAAGGAUGCGGUACUGUCAGAAGAAGAAGGAAAAGGCGAUCUGUUGAUAUGUCACAAUUAGACACAGAAAAGUUAACAGACGGAAUAAGGGCUCUCCUUGAAAGUAAUGCACCUAACUACAAGUUUGAGGAAUUUUGGCAAAAAAUAAUUGAGAAUAAUAAACUUGAAAAGGCAAAGAAUCUGGCUGCUACGCUUCUUUCCAGUGAGGAUGUUACUACAGGUAUUAAGUCUCAGAUUCAGGCUUUGGGAUCUGGUAAUCCAUUCACCAUUAAAACAACAGAAGAUAAUGCUCCAUCUGUUACUGUGCAAGGAGGUGCUGCCAUUGCUGCUGUUUUUAUGACUCUCAGUUCAAUACCUGGUAGAAGUCACCAGUCAUACAUUGUUGGCAGUGGAGUAACACAGUAUGGAGCUAAACUACUUGGAAACAAGCUGGCUUGCAUGACUAUUGGAGACUUGGAAUCUCUAUUACGCUUGAAAAACAUAGAUCCUUUAAAGGUUGCAUUACUUCUUAAAGACAUGCAGGAUUUGUCAAAAGCUCUGUACUCUGAGUUUAUCAGCAAGUUGUUCACAGAUGGAGCCAGUAUAUUUAAAAACUUUGAAUUGGAACUGAAGGGAGAUUUCAGCUUCCCUAGACUACAUGGAUCUUUUUUCUCUUUUUCAAAAACAUUUCUUAUUGGAGGAUUUAUUGCCGUAAAUUUUGGAUUUGGAGUAGAUUUCUAUUUUGGUGUAAAGUUUUCUGUUGGUGCAAAGAUCCUGGAAAUGAAAGGAGUAGUGAAAGCUGAGCCUUACGGGGGCUUGAUGGUCUGGGGAGAAUUAGGAUUUGGAUAUUUACUGUAUGCCAAACUAAGGCUUGAAGGUCACAUAAUGGACACUGGAUUCCCAAUUAUUGCAGAAGUUGCUUUCCUUAAAUUUCCAAUAGAUGUUACGCUUACAAUGUAUUUGAGACUUACUCCACUUAAACUACGACUGUAUGCACUGGUAACUUUGGAAGUGGACUUGUGGGUUUAUACAUUGAAAGUGACCUUAUUCAAAGCAAAACUUUGGCAGUAUGAAACUCCAUCAAUCAGGCUGAAACUCAUUGACAACAAAAAAGAUGAGAAGGACAACACACCACCCAAACUUGAAAGUUUUGGAGGAACGACUCCCUCAGGAUCCUGUGGAGUUGAACAGGUUGCAGGUCGUGAUCACACAGAACCAGAGUUUACCAUCAAUGUUAUGGCAGAGGAUGACAAAAGUAAUGUUAAUCUACACCUAGACAUUGGAACAGUACCAGGGGGCUCUGAUGUUAUGUCCAGAAAACAACUUGGAGGGUUUUCCACUGCUUUGAGUGAUGUUUUAAGUCCAGCUGGAGUUCCUUUAUACUUCACUGUCCAUGUGUCCAAUGAGGCAGGAGUAAGUGUUCCAGCCUCCUGUAAACUAGACACGUACGACAUGACGAUACCAGGAGGGAGGAUGGCAGAGGCCUUUACAUCCAUCAGUAAUCCCAGUGUUCUGAAGGCAGUAGUCACAGUGUAUGAAGACUCACCCCUCAAAGAGACCAAAGUAGCUGUUGGGUAUGGCAAGAACAUUUGGGGAGAACAAAUCAUCAGAUGGACAACUGUCUCAUUAGCUGCAAAUACAAUUAAUUAUGAUGUUGGUCAUGAUCCUUUGAAUCAGAAAGUGAUUGAAUUGUUCUCAUCUGGAAAGACUGGGAGACUUGUGGGAAGGGGCAUCAAAGCAAACCAGUUCAACGGGAUAACAACUAAAGAGGAAUGUGCAGAGAGGUGCAAUGAGAUGCAUGUAACAAAAUGCUUGAGUUUUAAUUAUGAUUAUGGAACUUCUGGACAUUGUGAACUUCUGGAGGCCAUUGAAGGACAUGAUCACAAAAUAUCACGCGAUGGGUAUUACAUGCACUUUGAGAAGCUUGGAGUAGGUUCCAAUAAAGGAUUUGUGUAUGAAAAUGUCCAGUUACCUCACAAUCAAAUCAUCCACUUCAACUUUCAUGCUGUGAACCGUCUUGGAUUUGAGAACAUACUGUCAUCCAAACCUAUCAAAACAGAUUAUACACCUCCAGAUCCAACAUCGUGGCAGAUAAACAUAACCAGUGAUAAGCUAGAAACCAUAAAAUGUGAGGAUGUCAUUCCCGAUGACAGAGAUGAUUGGGAAGAGAGAUUCUGUGAAGGAGUGAACCAAAAGACAAAAAAUCACCGAAUUGUCAUUGAUCGGGAGAGGUCUGACACUGUCUAUAAUGGCCAUACUUAUAAAAAUGACCUCAAGUAUACCAGGGCUAAUAGAUAUAUAUCUGCAAACUGGGAUGGUAUCUAUGACAAUGAGACAGGAAUUCUGGGAUACUCAGUGACAGCUGGGGAGUCAAUAUGUGAGGAGAAAAUAAAGCAACAUCAUGAUCCACAUGCUCACCUGUUUGACCGGUCACAGUGGACUCAUACUGUCAUGAUGUCCCCUCUAGAGGAACCAUACACUGUUUUACCAGAUGGACCCUACUAUGUCACUGUAAGAGCCAUAAACAACAUUGAGUAUGGUGGAGCAUUGUGUACAAGUUUCUGUCACUCAGCACCUUACAUUGUGGACAACAGUCCACCCUUGGUUUAUGAAGUAUAUAAUGUCCGCUACGACGAGGAUAAGUUCAACCUCUCACUGAAUCAUAAUUCAUCUGAUCCAAAUUCUGGUGUGAUUAGAAAUGACCUGUGUCUGGGUAGGACUACACGAGACUGUGAUGAACUGAUGUGGUUUCCCAUGGAAUACAAUCAAAAUCUUACCUACCUCCAUAAAGUUACAGAAGGUGUUCCCAUUUGGAUUAAAGUCAAAGUUGUGAAUAAUGUGGACCUGAGAACAAUUGGUAUAUGUGAUUCCCCUCUCAUAGUGGACAGGUCUCCCCCUGUGGCUGGUGUGGUCAAUGAUGGAGAAAUACCUGGAAUAGAUCUUAGUUACACCAAAUACAAGGAGAAGAUUUGCAGCAACUGGCAGAAUUUCUAUGAUCCUCAAUCGGGAAUUGCUAUGUACAUGGUGGGUGUUGGAUCUUCUCCUAAUGAAACAGAUGUUGCAAACUUUACUCAGUUCUCCAGCAGAUCUCAUGCUGCUUGUGUAGAGUUAAACCCAGAGAAAUACCUACAGCACAACCAGAAAUACUUCACUACUGUGUUUGCCUACAAUGGAGGGCACAUACAACAGAAUGUGUCGGCCAUCUCAAAUGGGGUUUUAGUUGACCUUACAAAACCAGUUCCUGGACAAGUUGUGGAUGGGAACUCAGCAAAUUUUACGGACCUGAUAUACACAACAAGCCAAGCUAAAGUUGAUUUACAGUGGAAAAACUUCUAUGAUCCAGAGUCUAACAUAAGUCAUUAUGAUGUAAAAGUUUUCAGAGCUAAAAAUAUGAGUCACGACUUUGAAGAAAUCAGAGACUGGACUAAGUUUGAUGCUUCAACAAACAGUGUAAAAUGGCUGAAUUUCCACAAUCGUCAUAAAGACAGAAUAAAAACAUCCCUCAGAACCACUAACAAAGCCUUAAAUGAUAUUGUGAACAGCACAGAUGGAUUCAUUGUUGACCUGACUCCACCAGAGCUUCAUUAUUUGCGAGAUGGAACAGAAAGCAAAGACAGAGAGUUCCAGUCUGAAACAGAUCAACUGUCCGCUUCAUUCAAAUACUCUGAUAAGGAGUCAGGGGUGGAUCAUAUAAAGCUUAGAAUUUAUGAAGUGUAUCAUGGCACCAGAACACAGAAAUACCCAGUGGUAAAGAAUGAAUGGAAAGACCUGCCUGAUGGAAAUCUGACCAGUCACACUUGGACAGGCCUCACACUGAGGAAUGGAGCACGAUACACUAUGAGAGUGGGAGCCAUCAACCAUGCUGGAUUCUUAGCCUCCUUUGAGACAAAUGGCAUAGUCAUAGACACUUCACCACCAAUAAUUCUUUGGUUGAAAAUUGGUGUGACUGGAAAAAUGAAGGAGCAAAAGAUAGAAGGUCAUAUCUGGCAGGCUGAUAGAAAAGGAAUUAGGGCUUCCUGGUUGUGUAGAGACCCAGAAUCUGGAAUUUUAGACUACGAAGUGGCCGUUGGAACCACCCUAGGAGGGACCGAAAAGUUGUUCUGGAAGUCUGUGGGGACAGAGAGUAGUCAGUAUAUCAGUGGACUUAAUCUAGAAUUGACUAAUCAGACCACAAGAUCUCCUGUGUACUAUGUAUCACUGAGGGCCAGGAAUGGAGCUGGGCUUAAUUCACCACCUGAAGCGUCCACUCCCAUUAUUGUAGUUGAGGAGGACAAAGCUGGAAUAGUUGUGGAUGGCCCUGAUAAUGUGGAUCAGACGGUGAUAAAGAAACAAGCUGUCAACAUCACAUCAGACAUUGACUACCAGCUGGACUCCUCCACUGUCUCUGUACAAUUUACUGGAUUUGAGAGUGCUCUUCAUGGAGUCAUGCAUUUCGAGGUAGCAGUUGGUACUGAACCCAGUGGAGAUGAUGUGCUCCCAUUCACAGCAGCCAAUAUUAUUCAUAUGGAGAAAACAGAUAUUGCUGGGCAUGGUUUAUCAAGUUCAGGCUAUGUUCAAGUAAAUUUACCUUUGGAAGCCAAUAAAACCUACUUUUCAACUGUCCGAGGCAUCACAAAUGGAGGAAAUGUGUUGGAGACAAGUUCAGAUGGAUUUACUGUGGACCAGUCCCCACCAACUAUUGGCAUUGACAGGUGUGUUUUAGAAAAAGAUCAAGCAACGUAUUUAGAUGUUUCUGACAGAGUGCUGAUUUACGAGCAAACAGAAGAUGCCUUAUCAGCAUUGUGGCAUUACAAUGACACAGAGUCCCACAUUGUGAGGGCUUGGUACUCUGUAGGCACCUUCCCAUUUGGUCAGGACAUUGCAGAGAGAAAAGAAGUAACGGUAUCUUCAACAUUAUCAAGCUUCCUUGCAAAUAAUGAAGUUACACCCGAUGUAACAGGGAAACCUAACAUAGUCAGUGUUUGGGCAGAAAACUCAGUAGGUCUCGUCAGCAAAAGCGGAACAGGAACAAUAUUGAUAGAUGAGACAGCACCACAGAUUGGAACUGUCAACUGUCCAUCCUUUAUACAGGCAUCUGUUCCUAUAGUGUGUACAUGGACAGACUUUGUGGAUGCAGAGUCACCAAUCAAGGAAUACAGGAUUAUGAUGGGUCAUUCUAAGGGAGACAACUCGGUAUUUUCUGGUGGUGUAGUGCCUGGGUACAUUCAAACCUUUACUAUUCAAGGCAUUGAGGAAAAGAUGCAGCAUGGUGCCAAGUAUUAUGUGACUGUUUCAGCAGUGAACACAGUUGACAUGACUGAAAAUGCUUUCUCUGAUCCUAUUGGGGUGGAUCUAACUCCUCCCCAGAAAGGAAUGGUGGUAGACCUUCAUUCUGUAUACAGAAUUGAUGCUACCAGCAAUGAAAACACUGUGACAUUGAAUGCAAGGAUCUGUCUGACAAAAGAUGAAUGUAAGACCUUGGAUGCAGUCUGUACAGAGUCUUUGACUUCUCUAUCUGUCACCUGGAUUCCAUUCACUGACCCAGAGUCUGCUAUUGUGGAGUAUCAAGUAGCAGUUGGAAUUACCCCUGGAGGAGGCCAGGUCAAAGCGUUCUACAGAAUUCCACCGGACAGCAAACAUCAUACUGUGACAGGACUCAAUCUGGAUGGAUACAGACAGCUCUUUGUAUCAGUAAAAGGGAUUAAUGGAGCUGGAUUGAGCAGUGUUUCUACAUCUAACGGGGUCUAUAUAUCUUACCUGAGUCAAGGAAAACCACCUCUGUCUCAUAUUGGAGUUAUGGACAUGACUGAUGGAGAAGCUGUAGAUAUAGAUUUUCAGACAAGUCCCAAUACAAUACAGGCAGGCUGGGAUAUGUCAGGUGACCCCUGUCCAGUUGUGAAAUAUGAGUGGGCCAUCAAAAGAAUCGAUGGACUCGAAGUUUCCAGUUUCUUGGAUAUGGGAUUGAAAACAUUUGGACUGAAUGAUGGAUUGUUCAUGAAGAACUUGGAAACCUACAUAAACUUAGUGAGGGUCACAAAUGCCAUAGGAUUUCAGUACACAAUGCGAUCUAAUGGAGUAACAAUCCAAGAAACUCCACUGCUGCCAGGCAAAGUGUAUGAUGGAGACAUUGAUGGCUAUGACCUGAAUUAUCAACCAACAAAAUCUACCGUGUCAGCUAAUUGGAAUGGUUUUGGACUACCCACAAAUGCUGUAAUUCAGGUUGAUAUAGAAAGUGGCAAUCCAGGAAUACAAAUAGACAAGAACAAGCUUGAGGCACAAGAUGGAAGCCAACAGGUGGCUUACUACUUAGUGGCACUGGGAACUGACCGCCGCUUCAACAAGACUAGAGACAAUGUGGUACCAUACACUAAUGUGGGGACCAACACCUCAGUGACCUUCUAUGACCUUGACCUGACUCCUGGCAUUGCUGUGUACUACUUCUCUGUAUAUGCUAUCAGUAAAUCUUUUUCCAGAACAUUGGUGACAUCCAAUGGGUUUUAUGUGGGAUAUGAUGGUGGAGUAACAGUGGGAACAAUAUUAAGUCCUGGUGCUUGUGUCCCCAGUGCAUCUGAAGUUGAAGUACAGUAUGAAGGGUUUACUUCCAAACUUGGUAUCUUGAUGUACUAUAUAGCCAUUUCAAAUCAUACAGAGGCUAAUUCAACCAACUGUAAAGAAUAUAUUGAUGGUGGCAAUGUACCAGAGCAGGAGAGAAAGGCUUUGUUUUCCAUUUUGGAUGUGACAAAUCAGGGACAGGACACAUACACCAAAGUUACUGGACUGGGUCUGGAACAUGGGAAAACCUAUUAUAUUUGUGUCAUGGGUACUGAUAAGUCUGGAUCUUGUGAAAUGACCUACUCAGAGUUUCUGGUAGAUAUCACUGCUCCAGAAAUGGGAAGCAUUAGAACUGGACCGUGGUAUGAUAUGAGUGUAGCCUAUUCUACAGACAACAGUAGUAUAAAUGUAACAUGGAAAGAUUUCAAGGAUCUGGAGUCGGGGAUUUCUAAAUUUGAAGUAUCCUUAUGGAAGAACAAGACCUGCUACAGAGACAGUGAAACUGUUUUGGUCAAUGACUGGAUAACACUCAGUAGUAACUACUCCUUCUAUCAGCUGGUAGAUCAGGAACUUGAGGAGAGAGUGCCUUAUUUUGUGAAGUUACGAGUCACAAACUGCGCUGGUCUGUCUAUUGUAAAACAGUCUCCAACCAUUCUGAUAGACUUCACACUUCCCACUCCAGGAGUUGUCAAAGAUGGCUUGGAUUUUCAGAGUGAUCGACUGUGGUUUUCUAAUCCACACUCUGUUGAUGGAACUUUCUUACAUUUUGCCAAUCCAAAUCUCUUGCAACAUGCCUGUCCAAAUCGUGAGAUUUCGAUGAAGGACAAAACAUGGAAAGAACUAAAUAAACUUGGAAUGUUGGACCCAGAUGGAGAAGCCUGGAGAAUUAAGUAUGAGGACAAAUAUGUGAUACCAGCUCCUGUUGAGGACAAAGUGGACCUCAAAUUGGUCCUCACCAAAGAUUCUACAAACAGAGAUAUUAUGGGAGCCGGUGCUAUUUAUAGAAAAGCUGAGCUCUAUAAUGGAGGGACAUACAAGGUAAGACUACAAGCUGCUAGUCAGGAUGCAGAGGCUGUGACAGAGAUACUGUUUUGGGAUGGACCCGAGGAAGGCAUCUCUACCUACAAGUAUCAGCUGGAAGAAGAGUUUGUGAAUUGUGGCUGUUGCUUUGUUAAUCCUAUUCCAGAGUGGUGUGAAGGUUGUAAUUGCACCAGUUACCUUCUUAACCAAGGAUUUUACCUGAAUGAAACCUUCAGCACAACUCCUGCUCCAACUACCACCUCAGUUCCAGACAACAUCACCUUCCCACCUUAUGAUGUUGUAGACAAGCAAGGAACAAGUGUUAUUGACAAACCAGAUCUUUCAACUAAAAUAGCUCAGAAUUCUUGUGGCGUCCAGAUUUAUUCAGGCAACCCAAAAACCAAUACAAGUGCAUUCAUAGUAUCUUGGUGCAGAUAUUUCAAUGACACAAGCAGAAUGAGGAAAUUGGCAACAGAUGUUGAUAUUGACCCAGGCAAAGGUUUCUACAACUAUAAAGUGGACUUUGUUGUGAAAAAUGAGGAAGCCACUUCUACUGUUAUUUGUAUGCUGGUUUACAUGGAAGACAAUUUCCUAAAUGAGAUUUGUGAUGUACCUCAUUUGUCCACGGAUGCUUUGUUGUUCAUCCAUGUGUUUAAACGACUGAACCAGAUGCCAGAACACGCGGACAAGUUCAGUGUUUGGUCAGCUAGAGCCUCUGUGUCAGCACUAGAGAUGCCACCCCCUGUAGGAACUCUGUGUAGAUAUGGUCAACAGUUCAUUGGAUUCACUAAUCCUAUCAUGAAGUAUGAGGCUGGAGUAGGCACAGAAUCACUGGCCACAGAUGUUGUACAAUUUCGAGAGAUUGAUCAACCUUGCAUUCCAUGUAAAGGAGAAUGUUCCAGAUUUGGCUGUGAAAUUGGUUGCACCAUUGCCCAAAGUGUUCAGAAAACAUUUACUCUUUCCAAUAUCACCUUGCCAUCAAAGAAAAUGACUGUGAAUGAAACAGGUCAUGAGAGUCAACAAAUAAUUUCAUACUAUCUUACAGUGAGGGGUGUAACAGGAUCGGGAAACACUGCUGUAGCCUCUUCAAAUGGUUUCUAUGUGGAUGACACACCUCCUGUGUUUGACCCAGAUGUCAUGACAAAUGGAUUCUUCUACUAUGAUGUAGGACAAGGGGCGAAUACACCUGUCAAAUUUCAGAAAUCUAAUGAUACAAUAAAAUGUAUUUGGAAAUGUGAAGACAAAGAAAGUGAAAUUGUGGAAAACUUCUGGGCCAUAGGAACCUCACCAGGAGAAACAGACAUUCAGAACUUUACAGCCACUGGACAAAAUAUUACAGGAAUCAACAGUGAAUUGGGUGGAGUCUUAAAAGAUAACCAGACAUACUACGCAAGCUUCAUAUGUUCCAAUGGCGCAGGGCUGAAUGCAACCUACAUAGACACUGGAGGUGUCAUUGUGAAGCUCAUCCCUCCAGAUGUUGACAGGGUUAACACUACUAUACCAGGUACUUCUCACUUCACUGAAGAUGUCUACCCUAAGGAUUCCCUCCAGCAACAGGACCCCACCUCUGUAGGAUUCACUUUCACCAAGUCUGAAGAUCCAUCUGUAAACAGAUAUGAUCUUUGUGUUGGAUCUGAGUUAGAAACAGAUGAUAUCUUUCCAUGUACCUGGGUUGGCUACAAUAUGUCUGGAUCGGCAGAAAUCAAGAAUGGAUCUCUUUGGAUUGAUGGAAAUGAAGUCAGAAAACUGUCUGAAUUAAAAAGAUACCAAGAUUUCACCAACAUAACCAACUCCUCUUCUAAUAGUUUUACAAUGCCAGUGGGUCAGCAGUUGUUUGUGACCUUGCGACUGUGUAAUGAAGCAAUGUUGUGUAACAACAAGAGUCUGGGAGCAGUGGUCAUCACCAACAGUGAUUCUGUAGUAGCUACAUCUACCAAUGGUAGUGCCAUAGAGGAGACAUUAUCAAUUACCAGCAGAAAACGAGCAGUAGCAGAACUAGACAUACAGACACCAAGUGGACUAGCCAAUGGUCAGACGAUUAUUGUAACCAAGCUGAGUGACUCUGAUCUCACAAAAGACUACCGCUCUGAUGCCUCUAUAGAUUUUGUAUCAUACAUACAGAAUCCAGCAACAUCCAUGGAUAUGGUGGACAGACUGCUUUACAAAAGGAUUUAUGGACAGAGCUUUGCUUUCUCUGUGGUUCCUCUUGGUAAUGUUCCAAUGCCAGGUCCAAUGGUCAUCACAUACCCAGACAGUGUGGGAUCUGUAACCACAGGAAACAGAACAAUGCUACUGCACUGGAACCCAGUUAUGCAGUAUUGGGAGGUUUCCAGCAGGACCUGUAAACAUCUCCCUCCAGAAGAGCAAGAAAAAUAUGAUGCUGCCAAACAAACCAUGUCUGUUAAGGUGUGUAAUACUUGGGCAAAAAAUGAAAUUGAUAAAUCCGUGGUGUCUAGGAGGAAAAGAACUACGACAGAGACGAUUAAUUACUUUGGCAAGGAGACCAUGUUCAUUCUAUCUUUAACCAAGGCAUCCAUUCAGAACUCAGCACCUAAAUUAGACAGUCAAACAGAGGUUUACAUAAUGGAAGACUCAGGGACUCUACAUUACAAGCUCUCAGCUGUGGAUGAAGAGGGAGAUCACAUCAUCUUUUCCCUUAUAAAUGGAACUUUGAAUGGAGAUGUCUUUCUGUCAGAUAAUGGAUUCCUGAUUUAUACUCCAUGUGUGGACUGCUCUGGUGAUGAAAAAAUUGACAUACUGCUGAUUGAAAAUCAAACAAACCCAGAAAUUCCAGCAGCCAGCAUGAAAGUGGCCAUCAAUAUUCAUAUCCAGCCCAUCAAUGAUCCUCCAACUGUGUUAUUGACACUGAAUGGUUCAUCACUACUGAGUGAAGAUUCAACAGAGGAUGUUGUAGUGUUACUAGAAGCUAUCAAUGACUUUACUGCCAUUAAAAGAGGACACUGGAAGGCCAGAGUUGGAGCUUAUGAUGUUGAGAAAAGUGAUACACUGAAACUAAUCAUAUCUAAUCCCCUUAAUUUGAGCAUUUCUGUGACUGAGGAAAGUAAACAAGUGCCUCAUUUCAAUGCAGAUUGUAAUAGCACAGACAAAGUAUGGCCUACCAUGAUGCCAUGUGCAGACUUUUCCAGAAAUCUACCACACCCAGCUUCUGCAUUGUCUUGGCUGACAUAUGUCAUUGAGUUUAUUCAGCCCAGGAAUCAGUUUGGCAAUUAUACUUUAAGUUUCUAUUUUGAGGACAGCUCUAGUGGAACCUCGUCUCCUCUGAACAUUAAAUUUGGAAUAAUGGAGAUGCCUUGUCACAACAGUGGAACUUGUCAAGCCACAGGAAUCUACCCCUGUAAUGACACCCACAGGACCCACAGCUUUGAUGCCUACUACAGAUGUCAGUGUACGGAGGGAUAUCAGGGUAGAUACUGUACAGAGGACAUCAAUGAGUGUCUCAGUGACCCCUGUGAACAUCCAUUUGUCUGUUACAAUAACCAAGACAGCUACCACUGUGCCUGUCCUUUAGAGAACCCUAACUGUGAAAUAGUCAUAUGGAUGAUAGUGGUCAGUGUGUUGAUAGUGAUCUUUAUCCUGGCGUUGAUUGGUGUAGCUGUUUAUAGAUACAGGAAGCAGAGAGUUAAGAAGUAUGUUUUAAAAAAAAGCUCUUCUGAAGCAUCUAGUCCAAGCAUAUUAGAAGAAAGUCAAGGUGACAUUACAGAAUCAGAAGAGGAAUUGGAACAGCCAUUUCAAGAGGGAGAGAAUUUUGUCCACUUCAAUGUACAACCUCCUUUCCCAGAUGCACAAAAAAAAGUUUUCCGGGCAGUUUCUCGUAGUGAGGACACUUGUCAACCUAUAGCUGGAGAUGAUUAUGAUAAUCAGGCUAUUUCCCAGCAUGAAUUUGUGAAUCAGGCAUUUGAUGAAGAUGAUAGUGACUCCUUUUCUGAAGAACAAGUUGAUGGCCAAGAUAUUCCCAGAGAUGAAUAUGAUAAUCAGGCAUAUUCUGAAGAUGAGGAUGGGAGUCGUGAUUUUUCCAAAGAUGAGGAUUCUGCUGAAGAGGCGAAGAAUGAAAGAUAUGAUGAAGAGGAUGAUGACACUGAAAAUUCUUCAAUGUACGACGAUCCAUCUUUUGUGCAUCCUCCACCAGUCCAAGAAGAGGGGGUGUUUUGGGCAUUUACCAAAAAAGAAUGUAAUGAUCAAGCUGUUUCUGCCUCUGAUGAUGAAACAAUAUUUGAUAAAGAUGGUGGCAUCGAAACUUCAUUUAUUGAAGAUGAUCAGUCUUUUGUACAUCCUCCACCAAAUGUCAACUACCCAUCACAUGCUGUGGAAAUAGAUGAUCAGUCUUUUGUACAUCCUCCCCCAAAUCUCAGCUAUCAUUCAGAAAAUGCAAUGCAGAAUAUUAAGAAAUUUUAUCAGCGUCAUAGAAAAACAACUUUUCAGCCACUCGUUCCAGCUGCAUAUGACCAAAGCCAUUUGUCUCAAAAUAGAAGAUUGACACCAAGUUUAAGGGGGAGAGAAAAUGGACAUUCUGCAUCCAGAGUUUUGUCAGCUGGUCCUUCUGGUAGGAGAUAUGUGGGUGAAAAUCUACCCAUUUCACCAAAAGGCAAAGAAAAGAAGAGGACAUCAAUUGGUGGAAGAUUACAUUCUUCCACAGCAGCCCAGGAACAGGAUAAGAAAGAAAACAAGACAGAGUCCGCUGUUGAUCCUGACCAGGUCAGUUCCGAACCGGCACAAUUAUCUGUCUUUGUAGAGGACACCAGUGAUGAAUCAAUGUGAACGGAACUUAAAUACCAAUUUGUGACCUUGACAGAAAUGAAUAUAUAACCCUGACUGUCAUAACCUUCACUAUCAUAUCUCUGAUUUUAGUAUAUACUAUAAUUAGAAUAUGUCUACUUUGUAAUAGUAAAGUAUUAGUUUUGCUUCAAUGUUUUGCAUCUCAAAUUCUUGUACACUGUAUUGAUUAUUUUAUCCUAUUUUUGAAUGUUUUUCUAGUUCAGUUUCAAGACUAAGAGUCAUUACCAACUCUAUAAAGCUACUUUCUUCUCCACACUCAGACUGCAUUUUAUAUCUUUGUUCGAAACUUGAAAUAAAAUAAUUUCUCAUAA
Saccostrea echinata is the source of this 36994-nucleotide messenger RNA. RefSeq lists its product as uncharacterized. Lineage: Eukaryota; Metazoa; Mollusca; Bivalvia; Ostreida; Ostreidae. The transcript is spliced from 220 exons. Gene Ontology annotation, biological process: lipid transport. Gene Ontology annotation, molecular function: protein binding; calcium ion binding; lipid carrier activity. Bases 54 to 36665 code for a protein of 12203 amino acids. The record is from RefSeq and is a predicted model, not a curated record.